CAUAUUAGUACAUGGUGAGUCAUGUCUUCAAGCCAUGCAAAGGACUCCAGCUUUUUGGGAGGCAGGAUACCACCAGAAAUCGAGUCAAUGUCGAAAAACCUAAAGGAUGUGGACCAAGAGAUGUUCAGAAAAAUACUGAAAGCUGUGGUCAGUGCCCUGGAGGGGAAGGACUGCAGAGACGUGAUGAAGUCGAUAGCAGAGAGCAGCACCAUCCCCCAGGAGAGGCUCGGUCACAUCGUAGCUGGGAUGUACAGAGUGCUUUCUGAGGCCGUCCGCAUCCCCACAUCGUUACUUAAACAGGAGGCCUUCAAAGAAGAUCUUAGAGAACUGAGGGUACCUGAAGACUUUAUCACAGAUUUCUCCAGUGUGGUUUUUGGCAAUCGACGUGCAGCUCUAGAGGCAGCGACCUCCCAGAACGAUCCUCAGCUCCCCAAAGUGGAAGACUUUAAAUGGAGAGUGGAUGUUGCCAUUUCUACAAGCUCUUUAGCCAGAGCCCUGCAGCCUUCUGUUCUGAUGCAGAUGAAACUAUCAGACGGGAGCAUUCACCGCUUUGAGGUGCCUGUGUCUAAAUUCCAGGGGCUCCGUUACAACGUGGCUCUGAUUCUCAAAGAGAUGAACGACCUGGAGAGGAGGAGCAUUCUCAAAAUCCAAAAUUGAUUUACCAUGCGGGGCUGUUAUUUAAUUAAAACUCUCUUCUACUUAGUAUAUAGAAUUUUGUAAAUUGCACCAAAUGCCGCUCAUUUGAAUCAUUUCAAGUAUGAUAUUAUGAAAGAUAAUAGUAAUCUGCCUGUCAUGAUGUUAUGAUUUGAUGGUGUUGGCGCCACUAUAUGUGACUGUUGAGUGCAAAAUGAUAAGAAUAGUUAGCCAGCUGGCUGCACCACAGUACCUAAUGACCAGACGGAAGACAAGAAGACAAGGACUCAAGACAGUUUCCUGUGCCUACACUUAAAAACAAAUCUAUAAAUUCAGACUGUAUCACUCUUUCUCUUGCUGUGUUAUAAACUGUAUAUAUUAGCAUUAUCCAGUUCAGUGCUUGUUGGGAGAUUUGAAACAGCUGCAAAGCCUCCAUUGUGCCAAAAUACAAAUGCAGUCAAGUGAGGAUCACAGCACUCUCUUACUAAGUGGCCACUUUAACUGGUGUCAUGUAAUCUGGUCUGUUGUUUUAGACUGAUCAUUUUGUUCGCAUGCUUCUGAAUCAUGGGGAUGUGCAAGUCAAAGAAUGAACAAGGUGAUUUUUUUUCUACUCAUGUUUUUAUACAUGUAAUUCAAACCAGUGACAGAACAAAAGAUUUACUUGUCAUUUGGGUUGUAGCACUAUUGUAUAAAAAGUAAAAUGAUUUUUCGGUUAUUUUGUAUGUGUUUUCCAUGAUAACAUCAAGAAGUUUUACCUGUAGAACCACAUUUCUCUAAUAAAAUCUGUCCAUUGCUGUGAUUGCAAA
Messenger RNA from Siniperca chuatsi (mandarin fish), 1439 nucleotides. RefSeq names its product COMM domain containing 5 (gene commd5). The record is from RefSeq and is a predicted model, not a curated record. NCBI's taxonomy places the organism in Eukaryota, Metazoa, Chordata, Actinopteri, Centrarchiformes, Sinipercidae. The transcript has 7 exons. Bases 22 to 657 code for a protein of 211 amino acids. Gene Ontology annotation, cellular component: nucleus.